AUGGAUCCUAGAGCUGGUGGAAAGGAUCUCGACACCGACCCCGUUGGAGGCCAGGGUAGAGGGAAUGGAAAGGGCAAAGAUGUGGCCAGACGCGAAACGGACCAGGAUCGGGAACCUCAAAGGCCGCCUGCAGACACCGAAUCUAUCAUGUCUCGAGUUGGAAGGUCUGCCACAAGUCUAUCGCAAAGCGUUUUACGCGGCACGCCAACAGCCGGUGAUCUUGCGAAUGUCUCUUCGUCAGAAAAGACAGGGCCAUCAUCAAGCAACAAGCCUCCUGCUUCGGGUGAGGCAUCAUCCACUGCGGCUAGGGCUGGUACAUCCGACACCGGUGUCUUUCGAUCAGCCCAGGCAGAUGCUCAUGCUGCUGCUGAAGAGGCUGCUUUCUCCGACUUCUUGGACAGCACACCGGCGUUCGUCGCAACAGAACCGGCCGGCCUGGAGCAGGCAUGGCAGAGAGCAGGGGGUGGUGGUGCUUCAGUAGCACCUGGGACCAAUGGGGCUCCAGGACCCGCAAGCGCGUACUCGGUGGCCGAGCAGCAGGCUCAGGAUGGCGUGGAAGUUGUCCGACUGUUAUCACAGGUCACGGGAGAAGAGGCACCGAGGUUUGAAGAGGAUUAUGCGAUCUCCGAGGAAGAUCUCAAAAGCCUGAGGCGGGCACUCUUCGAGGAAGGAGCUACCGACCAGGUCUCGGCGACAGACUGGAACAACGUCCUCAAUUUCGUGCCGGACUUCUUGCGGGGAGACAGCUAUAGUCCGGCGACAGGGCCAUCUGGAGAUAGCCACAUGAACCUUGGGGUGACUGAGGCGGCAGAGGCAGGCCAGAUAUGGCUGGAGCAGUGGAACCGAGUCCUCACGGGCUAUACGGACGAGGUCUGGGGCGACCUGGGCUCGCUGGUGCAGGAGGCGCGGACAGAGGUGGCGCGGAUGAGAGAUACCAAGGAUGAGCAGCCCGGGAGCGCACCAGCAGUACGGCAACUGCGCACCAUCCUCACACGCGUGCGAGCCCUACCCUGGGAUCCAGCUGUGCGCCAGGCCUCGCUUGCAAGGUCUACCGAGUCUAGGUGCUUGUGUACCUAUGGGGAGUCACUGGAGGGCGCGGACAAGAAGCUCUGGACACCUCAUGAGAGGAGCAAGACCAAGCUCCUGGAGCUAAUACCACAGAAGCACUAUUUGUUUGGUAUCCUUCAAGCUGCCAAAGCCAUUGACUUCAUCAGUAAGAAGGUGCUGAGAUUCAUCCAGCAGGCUCCUCAGCUUGCCUGUGAGCCACGCGUGGGUUCAGUCUAUCGUCACCCGCCGAUCAUCGACUCGAACAUCCGACUUCGAGACAUUUUCGGGACCGAUUUUCGACUUGUUUCGUCCCAAGGGACCCCUCAGAUCACCAUGAGACGGAAACAACUCCUCUCAGUGCCCCUCCUCACCAUCACCCUCCUCCUCACCCACAUCCCCGCAGUCCUCGCCCAGCUGCAGCCCUUCUUCCCAGCCGAGACAGCCACACCCACUGUCGGCCGGUAUCGAGCCGCAGCACCAGUGCACGAGUUGCUCGCCCGCCAGACCGACGGCUGCAUCUCCGGCACAAGCAGCUGCGCAAGCCAGGGCUCCGCCUUCAACGGGAUCUGCUGCGCGGACGGCCAGGCCUGCGCCCUUGACGCCGACAACUCCCCGGCGUGCUGCCCCUCAGGCGCCGUGUGCACGGGGACUGCCCCGUCCAGCUACAAGCCCCCGACGACGACGGCCGUAAGCUACGUGCCCAACGCCUACUUCAGCUUCCCGUACAUCGCGACGUCCUUCUCCAACGCGGGGGCGUGCUCCAGGGCAGUCUCGCAGUGCAGCGCCAACUACGCCGCGUGCACCGCGGACCUCGCGGGCGGCGCCGGCGGGGCCGUCACAGUCGUCGUGCCGGCUGGCAACGGGGGCACGACGACCAUCGGCGCCAACGCCGGGACCACCCUGCCGACGGCGAGCGCCACGAGCGUCUGCCAGAGCCUGAGCAGCGUGGCCUGCCACUCCAUCCAGGGGUCGUACUGCGAGGCUGGGUCGACGGCCGGGUUCACUGUUGGGAGCGCGAAUGCGGCGCCGACGCACUUGCCGUGUAUGGGCGUCGUAGCUGGAGUUGCUGCUGGUGUUGGGUUCGGCAUGAUGGGGAUAUGA
Molecule: messenger RNA, 2148 nt
Organism: Diaporthe amygdali
Lineage: Eukaryota; Fungi; Ascomycota; Sordariomycetes; Diaporthales; Diaporthaceae
Exons: 4
Coding region: 1-2148 (715 amino acids)
Source: RefSeq, a predicted model, not a curated record